AAAAACAUCCUCAUCCUCAUAGUCACCAGCCAGCCCUGUACAGUGCGAAAUCCAAAGAUUGUUGGCGGCAGUGAGGCGGAACGCAACGAAAUGCCGUUUAUGGUCAGUCUGAUGCGUCGGGGUGGUCACUUCUGUGGCGGAACAAUCAUAUCCGAGCGGUGGAUCCUCACGGCCGGGCACUGCAUCUGCAAUGGAUUGCAAAAGUUCAUGAAGCCGGCACAAAUUCAGGGCGUUGUGGGUCUGCACAGCAUCAGGGAGUACCUUAAUGGCAUUGGCAAUGGCCCGGAUGCACUGAGGGUGGACUUCAAAAACAUUGUGCCGCACCCGCAAUACGAUUGCAACAAUGUUCAGCAUGAUAUUGCUCUGCUGGAACUUGUGCGACCCAUCAGCUUUACCGCUCACGUGCAACCGAGCUGUGUGGGCACGGACAAGGGGCAGCGCAGCUUGGAGGAGGAGUACGGCACCGUCUCCGGCUGGGGUUGGACCCAUGAAGACCAGGCGGAGGGCGAUCGGGCGGAUGUGCUGCGCAAGGCAACUGUCAAAAUAUGGAAUAACGAGGCUUGUGAGCGCUCCUAUCGCGCUCUCGGCAAGAGCAACACCAUUGGGGAAACACAGCUCUGCGCCGGCUACGAGAACGGUCAAAUUGAUUCGUGUUGGGUGAGUAUGAUCCUGGCUGAUAGAGCACAAAUGUUAUGGAUUUUUUCCCCACUUUUACUAUCGCAGGCUGAUUCCGGCGGCCCUUUGAUGUCCAAGGAGCACCACUUGGUUGGUGUGGUAUCAACGGGCAUCGGCUGUGCACGUCCUGGCCUCCCAGGCAUCUACACGCGCGUCAGCAAAUAUGUGCCAUGGAUGCAGAAUGUGAUAGCAGGCAGGAAAUAACACCUUGCGCGAAGAGUAAUACAAUGCUGUGAUUCAAGUGUGAUAUUAGUUUUAC
Molecule: messenger RNA, 934 nt
Organism: Drosophila miranda
Lineage: Eukaryota; Metazoa; Arthropoda; Insecta; Diptera; Drosophilidae
Product: transmembrane protease serine 9
Exons: 2
Biological process (GO): proteolysis
Molecular function (GO): serine-type endopeptidase activity
Source: RefSeq, a predicted model, not a curated record